AUGGGCUGGUGGAGCAACGUUGUUUCGGGCGUCUUUAAUGCCAUUGUCUUCACCUAUGACAUUCUCUUCCAGACAUGGGGAAUGCGGCACCUGCCCCGUCAUAUCGACGAUGUGGGCGGCCCCGUGGAGGGUUUGACCGCCAUCGUUACUGGGCCCACCAGUGGAAUUGGCGAGGAGACGGCCGCAGCACUGGCUCGACGAGGCGCUAAAGUCGUACUUGCCUGCCGAAGCAAGCAACGGGGGGAGGACCUGUGCAAGGCCCUUAAAGCGGCGGCGAAGCUGGCGGGAAGGCCGCAGCCGGAUGUCGAGGUUCGAAUCCUGGAUCUAGCAUCGUUGGAAUCUGUCCGGAAGUUCGCGGCGGACUGGGAGGCGGAGAAGCGGCCGCUGCACAUCCUCAUCAACAACGCGGGCGUGUUUACCAUCGGAGCUCCCCGCUCCGAAACCAAGGACGGUUUCGAGCUCCACAUGGGCUCCAACCACCUGGGGCACUUCCUCCUCACGUUGUUGCUGCUGCCGUCGCUGAGGCGCGGAGUAGCGGAGUUGAAGGCGGCAGCGGCUGCUGCUGCUGCCGCCACCGCCGCUGACGGCGGCGCCGCUACCGCGGCGGCGACGGCGGCGGCGGCAGCGUCCCGCUGCCGUAUCGUUUGCGUGUCGAGUUCCUACCACGCCCUCGCCCGCGAGGGCAUUUCGGUGGCCGACCCUCACCUCACCCGGCGGGGUGCUUACAACUCGGAUUUGGGUUAUGCGCAGAGCAAACUUGCCAAUCCCUGGCUGGCGCCCGGGGUCUUUGCCGUGCACCCGGGUUUGGUGUGUACGGCAGUCGCACGUGAUCUGCCCUGGUGGAUGCGAGUUACCUACUACGCGGUCAUGGGCCGGUUGCUGCUCAACUGCAUGCAAGGUGCCCGGGCCAGCAUCUACUGCGCCGCCUCCCCGGCAGCCAUCGCAGAGGCCACCCCCACGUGCGGCUACCUCAACUCUAACUGUCGGGCAGUCAACCCAGCCCCAGCCGCGACGGAUGACGCGGCUGCCUUGUGGCUGUGGCGCUGGUCGGCUCAGCAGGUCGGCCUGGAUCCGUCCCUGGACUUGCCGGAGCCGUGA
Molecule: messenger RNA, 1098 nt
Organism: Volvox carteri f. nagariensis
Lineage: Eukaryota; Viridiplantae; Chlorophyta; Chlorophyceae; Chlamydomonadales; Volvocaceae
Exons: 9
Coding region: 1-1098 (365 amino acids)
Source: RefSeq, a predicted model, not a curated record